UAAGAGACUGAAAAAUCCAAGAGCUAAGGGAUCAAAAUGAUCCUCUUCAGCUGCUUGAGGAUGUCCACUGGACAGGGGACACGACAAUUCUUUAGUCUUGCGAUAAGAACGCCACAAACAAACAGUGAGAUAUUGAAAUCGAAGUCUGCCCUGCAAGAAUUGGUGAGAAGUGCACACUAUGGAGAUGGGUUUAUUGGUGUCCCAAGAUUUGGAACCAGGAUCAAGGAAUAUUAUGUUAAAAAUGACCUGAUAAAGUAUUUCUGGAUUGCCCUGACCCCUGUUGCUGCUUUAUCACUUGUCAAUACUUAUAUAGGUCCAGCUGAAUUAAAGGAUAUUCCAGAGGGAUAUGAACCACGCCACUGGGAAUACUACAGGACUCCAGUACAAAGAUUUAUGCACAAAUGGGUUUAUUCAUCAUAUGAACAGGCAUAUGAAAAGAAUCUGCAUACAAUUGACCUAAAGUAUAGGAGGAGAAUUGCAAAGAGCAAGUACAAAAUGGUAGAUGAACACAUGAGACACAACACAGAUUACAAGGGAUGGUACUAUAGCGAUGACAGAAGAAUAGAGGGUGUUAAGAUUCACGACCAGAUGUACAGGGAAAAGGGUAUCUUCCGAGAAUUCUACUAUGGACGUCCUCCCUACAACAGGACCACAAGACUCAGAGACUAAAUAUCUUGUCAGGAGAAUCGUAUUUAUUUUGUGACUUAACAUGUGCAGUUACAAUCUUUGAGGCUUAUUAAAGGCACUGGGAAUUUGU
This is a messenger RNA of Saccostrea echinata, 757 nucleotides long. Its product is annotated as NADH dehydrogenase [ubiquinone] 1 beta subcomplex subunit 5, mitochondrial-like. Lineage: Eukaryota; Metazoa; Mollusca; Bivalvia; Ostreida; Ostreidae. The transcript is spliced from 7 exons. The record is from RefSeq and is a predicted model, not a curated record. The coding region runs from base 37 to 669 and encodes 210 amino acids.